This is a messenger RNA of Anoplopoma fimbria (sablefish), 1936 nucleotides long. It is a transcript of the gene skap1, whose product is annotated as src kinase associated phosphoprotein 1. The transcript is spliced from 13 exons. The record is from RefSeq and is a predicted model, not a curated record. The coding region runs from base 171 to 1262 and encodes 363 amino acids. Gene Ontology annotation, cellular component: cytoplasm; plasma membrane. Gene Ontology annotation, molecular function: protein binding. Lineage: Eukaryota; Metazoa; Chordata; Actinopteri; Perciformes; Anoplopomatidae.
UGGUUAGAUGCUAGGCUGUGCCAGGCUCUUCUUUCUGGCAUGGAGCUGUAACAGUAUGACAGAGUCUGGGUGCACAUAGGCUGCCUUGUGGAAUAUAAAACCAAAGUGUGAAGGGGCAGAAAAAAGGGUGAAAAGUCAGCAAACCGAAGUUGCACAGUUGAAAGCCAGGGAUGGGAACGCUACCACCUGACAUUAGGCGGCUUUUGGAUGACUGUGAGCUGUUUGUAGCUGAGAUCCUUCAAGAUGAAGAGCUCAGUGAAAAUGCCCAAGAGACACGGAAGGUCUUACUGAACAACUUCAGGGUCAUCCAUGUAAGAAACCCUCAAGAAUUCCCCUUCCCCGCAUCGGACUUUAGGGACGACGAAGGUUCUGAUGACAACCGCAGUUCCAGUCUGGGUCGCUCUGCCCCAUCGGACGACGCCUCGGUAGCCUCUGACUACCAGGAUGACGGAGCCACUGACUACUUUGGUGACAUCCCCCCUGUAGCCGCCCAGGACCUCUGCAACAUCUUGAAGCAAGGCUACCUGGAGAAGAAACGAAGAGAUCACAGCUUCUUCGGCUCGGAGUGGCAAAAGAGAUGGUGUGUUCUGAACAAUUCAAUAUUCUACUACUUUGGGACUGAAAAAGAUAAGCAGCAGAAGGGUUCCCUUUACAUCAUCGACUACAACGUACAGCUGGUGACCAACCUGAGAAAAGAUUCCAAAAAAACAUGCUGUUUUGAGCUCUUUUGCCCCGGACGGCGAUCUUUCCAGUUCACUGCCAGCAGUCCUCAAGAGGCCAGAGAAUGGGUGGACCAAAUCAAUUUUAUACUUAGAGAUCUCCACUCCACCUCCAUCCCUUGCGACGACGAGGAGGAAGAGGAGACCUAUGAUGACAUUGAGGAGAUAACCGGACGUCCCUCGUCUCGGCCCGGCGCUGCCCAGGCCUUCCAGAGUGGCAAAAUGGGAGUGGGGCAUGAGAUGGGGGAGGACGAGGAGGAGGAGGAUAUCUACGAGGUGCUGCCAGAGGAUGAUUUUCCAGAUCCGACAGAGGAGAGCAGUGAAAAGAACAACAAACCAGCUCCGUCAUCAGAUUACGCUAACUUCUACCAGGGUUUAUGGGAUUGCCAGGCGGACGAGCCGGACGAGCUGCAGUUCCAGCGAGGAGAUCUCAUUUACAUCAUUAGCAAGGAGUACAACAUCCACGGCUGGUGGGUCGGCGAGCUGAACGGCACCGUGGGUAUCGUCCCCAAGGACUUCCUGCACCCGGCCUACAUCCUGUGAGCUCCAACAGUGCUGCUGCUGACACGUCCGGCCAUGAAUUUCACAGAUAAUCUUUUGUAAUUGGAAAAUAAUUCCCCCUCAUAAGACUGUGAGUUAUGUCAUGUAAAUCUGCAGCAGUAGUGCUUAUUCCUGUACACUAUAAACCACAUGUAAAGGUCUUACCUUCAAUUUGAAUGCGCAAACCAAAGCUAAAGCAAUUAUUUAAACAGAAAAUACGAAAAUGUUGAUUGUUAUAAUUACAAGAAAAGCCUCUUAAAUGUGAGGAUGUGCUUUUGUUCUCUGUUUUAUAUUAUUAUAAAUUGAAUAUAUUUGUGUUUUUCACUGCCGGUUUGACAAAAAAAGUCAUUUGAAGACGUUGUCAGGCUGGUAAAUUGUGAUGAGACUUUUUUCAGACUUUUAGAAUGUUUAAAUUUUUCAUAGACUAAAAGAUUAAUUAAUUAAUGAGAAACAUAAUAGAAUAAUCAGUCAUGAAAAUAACAGUUAGUUGCAGCUCUAGUGAAAAUUGAUUAAUUAUUAUUGACGACACAUUUAUUAAUUCACUGGUUAAAAUUAGAAAUAUGUAGAUUAUUAGGAGCUUUUUUCUUGUUUAAUACUGACACUUUUUUUAUAAACAAGAUUUUAUGUACAUUAAGUAUAAUUUUUUUAACUAUGUAUGUGGAGUUUUACAUCAAAAU